Messenger RNA from Oncorhynchus mykiss (rainbow trout), 2333 nucleotides. NCBI's taxonomy places the organism in Eukaryota, Metazoa, Chordata, Actinopteri, Salmoniformes, Salmonidae. The record is from RefSeq and is a predicted model, not a curated record.
CGGUUUUAUUUGAGUUCUCUUUAGAAAGUGACGAUUGGGGAGAAAGGGGAAGCGGUUGAUCAAUGCCCAGGUAGCCUACAGGAUGGCACCAGCAAGGCGGACGGUGUGGGUUCUUCUCGCGCUGUCGGGUGUUCUGAAUUUGCGCUCCUGCUGGACUUUCACUUGUCCGUCGAUUUGCAAAUGUUCAUUGAAGAGCGAUACAUGUUACAAAGACACGGGAGAUAAACUCAGUUGCACGAGGGAAACGCAACUGAGGUCCCAAGCCGCUCCAUCGUUUAUUCGAAACUUAAGACUAACUCAUCUGCCGUUGAAUGAAGUUCCAAGCAAUGCCUUCAGAGGACUGGUCAACGUGUCCAGAAUUGAGAUAUCUCAGAGUGACUGCACCAGGUACAUAAGAAACCAUGCAUUCCUCUCUCUCCACAGCCUAACUGAGAUACAGAUACAGAACAUCAGAAAUCUGAUCAGUAUAGAGAAGGGGGCCUUCACUGAUCUGCCCAAGCUGAGAUACCUGAGUAUCUGUAACACAGGAAUAAUACACUUUCCAGACUUCUCCACCAUCUCCUCCCUGGUCAUACUGGAGUACUUCUUCCUUGAGCUGGGAGACAACAUGCAGCUCCACAGUAUACCUGCCAAUGCCUUUCAAGGGAUCACAGAGGAGAGUGUGUACAUGAAAAUUAUAAAAAAUGGAUUCAAGGAAAUCAAGUCGCACGCUUUCAACGGAACAAAGCUGGAUAAACUGAUUCUGAAAGACAACAGGUAUCUGAGGAACAUUCAUGAAGAUGCCUUUGAGGGAGCAUCAGGGCCAACUGUGCUUGACGUCUCCUCCACAGCUCUCGACACACUCCCCCGUCAAGGUUUGGAACAUUUAAAGGUCCUGAUUGCCCGUUCUACCCCCUACCUGAAGACUCUACCUCCUCUAGAAAGCCUCCUAGAGCUGGAGGUGGCAGAGAUUACUUACCCCAGCCACUGCUGUGCCUUUCACACCUGGCGACGCAAAGACAAUUUCUACAGGGACCACUCGGCAGACAAUGUGACAGACCUGUACGACAUCAACCUCCAAUACCCAGACCUGCAGCUGAGCCUGUGUCCUGGACCCUUCCAGUGCACCCCGGAGUCCGACGCCUUCAACCCCUGUGAGGAUCUGCUGGGAUACUCCUUCCUCCGUUCAGUCACCUGGCUCAUCAUUGUAUUCGCUGUGGCCGGGAACAUGGCCGUGCUGGUCGUACUGAUCAUCAGCCACCAGAAGCUCAAUGUCUCUCGGUUCCUGAUGUGUAACCUGGCCUUCGCAGACCUCUGCAUGGGGGUCUACCUCCUCCUCAUUGCAGCCAUGGACUACCACUCACGCAAGGAAUACUACAACCACGCCACGUUCUGGCAGACGGGUGCGGGCUGUGGUGUGGCGGGGUUCCUGACGGUGUUCGCCAGCGAGCUGUCGGUCUACACGCUGACCAUUAUAACGUUAGAGCGGUGGCACACCAUCACUAACGCCAUGCACAAGAACAAAAGGCUGCGGCUGAGGCAUGUGGUAGCCAUGAUGGCUGGGGGGUGGGGCUUCUCCCUAUUGGCCGCUCUGCUUCCUGUCCUCGGAGUCAGCAGCUACACUAAGGUGUCAAUCUGCCUGCCCAUGGACAUCGAGUCCCUAGCCUCCCAGGUGUAUGUUGUAGCCCUCCUCCUCCUCAACGUCACUGCCUUUUUCAUCAUCUGCUGCUGCUACGUACGCAUCUACCUGUCCAUCCACAACCCCGACCUAGCAAUCCGCCACGGUGACUCCAAGAUCGCCAAGCGCAUGGCCGUCCUAAUCUUCACCGACUUCAUCUGCAUGGCACCCAUCUCUUUCUUCGGCAUCUCGGCGGCUCUCCGCAUGCCCCUCAUCACCGUCUCCCACUCCAAGAUCCUGCUCGUCCUCUUCUACCCAAUCAACUCCCUCUGUAACCCCUUCCUCUACACCAUCUUUACUCGAUCGUUUCAGAAGGAUAUACGUUUGUUGUUGAGUCGCUGUAGUUUUUGCCAUGCCAGAGCUGAGUUCUACAGGGCACAGAACCUGGAAGCACACACUAUACCGCCUAAGGGUAGUACUACGUCCCCCAGAAAACAUCACUCUUUCAGGUUCUACACCUACCACAUCAAGAUGCAAGGAUGCUUUCUCUGCGAGGGAGGCGGAGCAACAUGACUAGUCUCAGUAAAUCAGAACUGUGGGUAAAAUCACAUUUUAAGCCAAUAGUUGAAUGACAACGAAAACAAUUGUCUGUAAAAAUAUAUAUAUAUAUAUAUACAUAACCAGUCAAAAGUUUGGACAAACCUACUCAUUCAAGGGUUUUUCUUUAUUUUUUCUA